CCGACGACGUCAACGGUUCCGCAUAUCUGCCGUUCAACAUCUCCUCAAGAGGUUCUCCAACCUAUUGUGCCUUUCUUCAUUUUCCCACCGCCCUCUCUUCCAUUCUCCGCAUUCCCACGAACGAGCCUGACAAGCAAAACCUGCGAAUUACCGCCAGCGAUCAAGAAACGGACGACGGCAUGUCCAAGAGACUCACCUAUGCUGCGGUCGCCGCAAAUGGCGCCGCCUCAAAAGAAGGCAGCGAAGUCAAUCCGCCUUCAAUAGACAAGCAGAAGCUCCUGCUUUCCAGCGACAGCGGGCACUUCUCGCUCAUCCGCGCGCUGCACCUGGCAGACCUAAUUACCGAGCUGAACGGCCUCUGCGGCAUUCUGUCUCUCUUUUCCUCGAUGCGCUACUGCCUCGGUGACCCGACACAGCAUGGCAACCUCUGGGCGGCGCUCGUCUUUCUCCCUCUAGGCUUCUUCUUCGACGCCCUGGACGGCACGGUGGCGCGCUGGAGGAAAAAGAGCAGCUUGAUGGGCCAGGAGCUGGAUUCGCUCGCCGAUCUAAUCUCUUUCGGCGUCUCCCCCGCCGCCCUCGCCUUCGCAAUCGGCAUCCGCUCCCCCCUCGACCACCUCGCGCUCGCCUUCUUCGUGCUCUGCGGCCUGACCCGCCUGGCGCGCUUCAACGUGACGACGCAAAACAUCCCCAAGGACAGCACGGGCAAGGCGCGCUACUUCGAGGGCACGCCCAUCCCCACCACGCUCGCGCUCGACGCUGUCAUGGGCUGGUGGAUCUCGCAGGGCUGGAUCCAUGAGGGCCUGCCCGGUGGCGUGUGGUUUGCGGGCAGCGCGUUGGAGUGCCACCCCGUUGUGGUCAUGUUCUUUGUGCAUGGAUGUUUGAUGACGAGCAGGACGAUUCAGAUUCCCAAGCCCUGAGUUUGAGUCACGGGUCUGGGGGGUUUAUUCAGGGUAGGGGGAUCUUGCUGGGAGUAGAUUUGUCUAUGUGUCUUGAAAGUCUUGACAUAGGGCGAUUGGGGUUGGGAUUACGGAUGGGAGAUGGAAGGGUACAGCGUUGGGAACGAGCGAGCAGAUAUACAUGCAUACACACGCUAUGAAUUUCCACAGCGAAAUACGAUGGGGCUCAAACGGAGAGUGGAGUUUCCUGGGUUUACAUUAGCAUUGGUUUGGUGUACUCUACUUUGCAUAUCGCAGCCACAGUCUCGUCUCGCAUUACAUCCGUCUGAUUCAAGUU
Molecule: messenger RNA, 1233 nt
Organism: Parathielavia appendiculata
Lineage: Eukaryota; Fungi; Ascomycota; Sordariomycetes; Sordariales; Chaetomiaceae
Product: CDP-diacylglycerol--serine O-phosphatidyltransferase
Exons: 4
Coding region: 180-917 (245 amino acids)
Biological process (GO): phospholipid biosynthetic process
Cellular component (GO): membrane
Molecular function (GO): phosphotransferase activity, for other substituted phosphate groups
Source: RefSeq, a predicted model, not a curated record